AUGUUGCUCGCCAUCCCCUUCAUCUCAAACUACUCCUUCUGGACUCAACUAUGGAUCCUAACCUCCCUCUUCAUCCUCAGCUACACCCACAGAACACCCCGGCUCGUCAUCGCAACCGUCACCUCCGCCUAUCUCGCCUGGCAAAUCGUCGUACCACUCGUUCGUUGGUUCACAAUCGCGUUCAAGGCUGUCGCCUGGUUCGGAUUCUACCUCCAUUUCUUCUGGAUAGCUGUCACGAUGGCGUGUAAUGCUGUCUUUUGGGUCCUUGAAGAGGCUUUACCCAGGAUGCUACGGGAAAUGGAGGCUGCUGCACAAAAUUAA
Messenger RNA from Coprinopsis cinerea okayama7#130, 321 nucleotides. RefSeq lists its product as hypothetical. The transcript has a single exon. Bases 1 to 321 code for a protein of 106 amino acids. The record is from RefSeq and is a predicted model, not a curated record. Lineage: Eukaryota; Fungi; Basidiomycota; Agaricomycetes; Agaricales; Psathyrellaceae.